Messenger RNA from Lepisosteus oculatus (spotted gar), 3550 nucleotides. Its product is annotated as somatomedin-B and thrombospondin type-1 domain-containing protein. Lineage: Eukaryota; Metazoa; Chordata; Actinopteri; Semionotiformes; Lepisosteidae. The record is from RefSeq and is a predicted model, not a curated record.
GCCAAACCAAAUGCUCACAUUCCUCUCAGCUCUGCGAGAGGCUGGUAUAAAGGAAGCCGGGCACAGCAGUCUGAUCCGAUCCGACUCCCGAGCUGCGCCAGGACAGAACAGCCGAAAGACAAGCGAAAAAAAAAAAAACCCAACAACUUUCAUUCUUACUCAGCGCAUUCUCCAGUGUUUAAAAAAAAAAGAGAGAGACGCUGUGGGUGACUGCUUUCAGAAAAAUGUUAGCUCUACAGCCAAGCUACUGUUCUGCGCUUUUACUCGCGCAGAAUGGGUCUGUUAUUUGAGAGGAAGACUCUGUAAGCCUGUUUCAUGGGCACACAGAGGACCUGUGUCGCAGAAGUAUUCCGUGUCGCAAGCAUUCGACUCAAGAAUAGCGUCGGCCUGCGUUGCAAGUCCGCCUCCUCACAGUUGACAGGAUGGGUGCUGCGCAUUCAGCUGAAAACUGAAUAAACAAAACGAGGGCGGGUUGCAUUCAAACUUGAGUUCAAGUCGAAGGAUUCGGUUGACCCACAGCAGGCUUUCGAUACCGGUGAACCACACACAGGGGGUCGUCCCGUGGUCUGUUCUCGGCUCAACUCGUGAUGAGGAGAUCGCUAGCUAAAGGUGUUGGUCUUCUGCUGCUGACUGCUCUUCUGGGGAGACUCCACCUGGCUGAAGGAGGAUGCUCUCAGAAGUGCUGCCAGGACAAAGACCUGACGUGCAGGACCUCAGACUGGAGGGUGGACAGGACGUACGGAACCUGCUUUUGUGACGAGGGCUGCCAGCUGACCAGAGACUGCUGUUUCGACUACACCGCGGAGUGUCCAGCCCGGCCCUGUGUGGUCGGCGAGUGGAGCCCCUGGAGCGGCUGUGUCCAGCAGUGCCGGCCGGCAUACCGCGUCCGCAGACGGCGGGUGGAGCAGGAGCCCAGGAACGGCGGCCAGGCCUGCCCCCCGCUGGAGGAGAGGGCUGGGUGUCUCGAGUACCUGAGCUCCAGGGGCCAGACCUGCGCACAGGCCCAGGGUGCUGCCUUCAUAACGUCAUUGGCGUACAGCAAAGGAAGACGAAAACGGGACCUAUCUGCAGAGCUGGAGGACCCUGGGUACUGCAUGGAAUUCCAGAUGGGGUCGCUCUCGCACCACUGCGCCCUGGAGAGCCGCGCCCACGCCCGGUGGAUGCAGUAUCUGAGGGAGGGCUACACGGUCUGCGUCCUGUGCCAGCCGCCAGCGAUGAGCGACGCCGGCCACAGCUGUCAGGGGGACGGCACGGGCAUCGAGGGAAACCGAAUCCUUCAGUGGCAGGCAGUGGGUAAUCCCAGGUGCAGAGGAACAUGGAGGAAGAUUCAGAAGGUGGAGCACUGCUCAUGCCCAGUGGUACACAGCUUUGUGUUUAUCUGAACAGAUCACAAAGGCAGCCAUAAAAAUAUGUAAGUAGAUCUACUGAGGACCUGGGGUAUAUUAGAUGUGUGGAGAGACCUUCAUCCUACAGGAGGGGGCUGUACACAUUUCUGUGCCCUCAUUACUUUCAUAGCAGAUUAGAUUACUUUCUUACCAACAGAACAGACAGAACCAGAGUAAAGGAAGGUGUAAUUGGAACACCUGUCCUGUCUCACCAUGCACCAGUUAGAUUAAUACUAGAUUUAAACUUGUGGAAACAGAACCAUUUAUGGAAGAUGAACUGUGGUGUUUGAAUAAUAUCAAAGAGGACAUUAAACAGGGUUUUGAACUGUUCUUGAGGACAAUAUAACAGCAAUAAUAUGGAAUACAGCCAAAGCAGUACUUAGAGGGGAAACUUAUCUCUAAUUGCUCAAAUAAGAAAAAAGUAAGACAGGCCAGAUUGAAGAACUAUAAUCCGACUUAAAAUAUAUACAACAAGAUAAGAAGAAAACGCCUACUCAGAAGAUAUCCAAGAAAUUAAUGAAAACUAGACCAGAAAUACAUAACCUGCAACCUGUCUAGAAACAAAAUUAAGGUUUCUAAAACAAAAUGACUACGAAUCAAUGAAAAUAUUAGCAAGAAGAUGACGUAAAAAACAACAAGUCAAAUCCACAAUCCAUAAAAUUAUUGAUUUGGGUACACGGCAACUGCAUUACAAGCUAAAGGAAAUACAAACAACCUUUGUUGAAUACUACAAAAACAUGUAGAAUACGAACAAACUAGAAUUCAAAUUAAACAGCGACUACUAGAGACUUUAAACUUUCUUGUUCUGAAUGCCAAAAACAAAGCUAUAAACACUAUAUUAACUGCAGUAUUAAACAGUGAGGAAAUGUAUAAUACUAUCUCUAAUCUUAAACAUCACAAAUCGCCAGGGGCUGAUGCUUUCCACAUGAUAUACAGAGAACAAUUAGCUCCUCGUCGUUUGCCCUCUUGUUACAGGAUAGAGAAAGGAGGAGGUCUGCCUCCUCCUAAAUUAAACCAGAGGAAGGGAAUAGCAGAGUAGAUGUGGGUCUUUUAACGCAAUUUCCAUUUGAAUGCUUCAAUCAAUACCAAAAAUAGUGGAGAAAAUUUUACCUUAUUUAUAAAUGUAGAAAAGUAGAUUAAGCCUUUUUUAUUUAGAACAGUCCAACACAAUACAUUGUUAGAUGCAGUUUAAAUAUUGUGAAGCCCAUUUAUAAUGAAAAGAUAGAGGCCAUUCUGAAUAGUUUAGAAGCAGGAAAAGCUAUGGAUGGGAUCAGUUGGGAAUAUUUAUAUCAAACACCUGAGAGAAUUUGGAUUUGAUAACAAAUUAAUGGCAGGUGUGCCAGAAACUGCAACAUUAUUGAAUGUGUCAAGGGGAUCAGUGUGUGGUGUAUUUUUACACCAAACAAGGGUAAACAGCCUCAGGAAAGAAGAACAGUGGUUGCAAGUCCAAUCUCACCAACAGGGAUAGAUGGAUAGUUCCUACAAAUCACAAAGCAUCGGCUUCAAAAAUUACCACAGGAAUUGAAUCUACAUUUCUGUGAGCCAGUCUCAACAAAAACUGUACAUCAUGAGUAGGGCUGCCUUUAAGUGCUUACAACAGUAUUCCAAGAAAGACUGAAGCUGUUCUGAAGGCAAAGGAUGGCCCAGCUCCUUAUUUCGUUAAUACAAAUUCAUAUAUUGCUUGGGGUUUCCAUUAUUUUGUCCAGACCUGUACAAGUAAAAACAAAAGAGAACAACUUCACAAUGCUGGAGGUUAUGUGGAGAGCAGGUAGACUCUUUUACAUAUAUUCUGGACCUGCCCACAAACAGUGUUAUUGGCAAUUCAUACACAUAGACCCUAAUAAGAUAAUAAACCUAGUUAUACCUUUUGAAUUCUCAGCUGUGUAUCUGAGACGUUUUGUUUUUUAUCAAACAGAACCUAAGCACAAAUAUAUACUAAUAAUUCUUCUAGCUGCUAGUAAAAGCAAUCACAAAAAAUGGCUUAUUAAAGACCUCCAGCAUCUGAACAGAAUGAUCAUGUGAAUGAGAUUUACACAAUGGAAUGGCUAACAUUUUCUCUUAACUUAAGGCAGAAAAAUUAAGCAAAUACUGGGUAACCUGGAAAAAAAUGUCCCCAGUAAAACCUGAUUUCACUUUCUGAAGUAAAAUGAACUAAGAUUUCUAGA